Messenger RNA from Copidosoma floridanum, 2587 nucleotides. It is a transcript of the gene crm, whose product is annotated as cramped chromatin regulator. Lineage: Eukaryota; Metazoa; Arthropoda; Insecta; Hymenoptera; Encyrtidae. Gene Ontology annotation, biological process: pattern specification process. Gene Ontology annotation, molecular function: chromatin binding. The record is from RefSeq and is a predicted model, not a curated record. Gene Ontology annotation, cellular component: nucleus.
CGGUUUGGUUAUGUUUACGAUUACAUAUCGAUUUGAAAAAAAAAUGUGCAGGUUCCGAAGUUGUGCAAAAAAUUUAAACUUUCACUGAAACGUCUGUUGCAGCCCACAUGAGGUGAUAUUAAGUAUUUUUAUACUUUUAAGUGGUGAAACAUGGCAUUGGUGAAAGCAGAACCAGAUUCUGACAGUGGGGCAGCUGUAGAGACAGGCCCAGACGAGUUGAACGUGAUGGAGAUGACAACAACAACAACAGUAAAGGAUGAGACAAAUUUUGACAAAGAAAUCAACUCGCCCAUCCCGAGUACGAGCAAAGCAGCUGAGAGCAAAACAACGGUAGAUUCCAAAAAUCAGGGUGCACGUAUUGCAAGAGGGACAAAGAGGAUGAGGGAUGCCGACUCCAGUCAGAAAGAUGCUAAGGACGAUCAAGAGGCUGAUGCCAAAAUAACGAGAUCUUUGAAAAGGUCAUGUGAGUUGUGGUCCAUGGAGGAUAAGAAUACCUUUUUCAAAGCAUUGAACGAAUUUGGCAAAGACUUUGAUGCUCUGCAAAGUUACUUUCUCAUUCAGGGAAAGAAGCAAGGCUUGUCUGAUAAAAUGAUCAAGAACAAAGAGCAGAUCAGGCAUUUUUACUACAGAACUUGGCUUAAAAUUUCAAAGCAUCUCAAGUUUUCAGAAGACGUUAAAAAGACUUCACAGGAGCUCUAUGGUUUGGUCAAUUAUGGAGAACUGAGAAGAAAACUGCCAAGAAUUCACGAAAAAGUUCAGAUGAAAUUAAACGAGUUGAUUUACUUUGGUUCCACACAAGUGCGUUAUCGGAAAAAAAUUUUCAGGGUCAAGACACCGAUUUGUAGAGCCCUGAGGAAACUAAAUCUAUUCGAGGGUUAUCAGGAAGAUAUAAAAUUACCAUCAAGAGUGACGUUAGAGUUACGGCCAGCAAACAACGAAGCUUGGUGGCAUGUACAAGCAUUGUCGAUGAAUCCAAGAGUCCGUACGUUAGUUCCUAUUCAAAGGAGACUCUCCAGUAUACUUUCAUACUUUCAGCAGCGUUGGAGGUCUUGGAGUCUAAAGAUUUCAGCAGCUAACGCCGAAAUUGAGAAUCUCACUGAGAACUCGGAUAAUAAAAAUUCUAGGGUCAUGCGCAUGACUCCUCAAGAAAAUUGUAAAAUCACGUUACCCACUAUUAAUCUAGGAGAGUAUUUGACGAGCGACAGCAUCUGCUUGAAUUCAUACGAGAAUCGACUUGGGUUGAAAAGCUCGAGAGUUGAGCUUUUGGGUUCAAUGCAGUACUUGAAGGGCGCGGGAAAGAAAAAUGUAAAAAAGUUCAAGGGAGAUAAAAGACUGAGCACCCGAUUCGACGACGUCCCCGACAAUAGCGAUAUCGAUGUUUCCGAAACGAACGUCACUUCUACGACAGAAAAACCAUCCACCUCAAGUGCCGGUGAAAAAUCGGCGUCAGAACAGCCGUCGAUCUGUAGCAGGUUCCCUGGUAGGGAAACGAUUGACAGGAUACGACGUGGUUGGAAUGCUGAUGAAGCAAGUACAAUCACUGUUGGCGACUUGUAUUUAAUGUUUGGUCGAGAUUCGAAAAUAAUAUUAGAGUACUCGUGGGAAUCUGCAGUGCCAGAAACGUCUGUGAUCGAAGAACCACAAAAUAAUGCUCUGAGCUUAACUUUGCAAAAAUUAUUGUCAAUAGCUAAGCACACGUACGGAACCAGCAAAGGAUCAUAUGAUAAUGUGUCUGGCAGUAGUGAAACUGUCAUUUCAUCUAGAGUACCUUCAACUAAAGAGUCGACUUUCAUAAGACCUCUGAUACCUCCGUCAUUUCACAGAAUAAGCGCUCCUGAAACCUUUAGAACACAAUUAGACAAAUACAAAUCUCGCUACUGCAGAAAAGGGAGAACAUUGAGGCAAAGAAACUUGGUUGUGCAAAGGGUGCUCCCUACAACACCGAAUGUCUCUUAUAAAACGACAAUAACGUAUCCUGAAGUUCGAAACGUUUCCGUUGGCACAAAGACUGCUACGAUUUCUCCAAAGAUUGAAGAAGCCGUUCCCCAAAUUACCGUAACGAUUGAGCCUGUACCAGUUGAUGCGCCAAAACAUUUCUUGGAUGUUUUGGAUGGACAAGUCGUAGAACCUGUUAAAGUUACGCACUCGACUGCAAGUAUUACGAGCGCAAUGCAAAUACUUAAAGAAGGAGAACAGCAGUGGCUCAACAGCGAGGUUGCAGAUUUCUCACUAAGUAGUUUCUUGGGUCAGCUUGAAUCCCCGGUAAAAAGUUCACAGCGAAGUCAAGCAGAAGUUCCUAUGAUCGAAAUCAUCAGACCUUCAUCAGACGUCGCAAACAUGCAUUGUCUAAUGGGCGAGAAUAGUGUCGAUUACAUUGCGAAAUUCGCAAAUUUUACCUCUCAGAUAACUUCCUCGGAAGAGCAAAAACAGUAAGACAGUAUUGAUAUACGUCUCUUCCUUUUAAACCCAAACCGUGUGAAUACUGUAUAUUUAAUAAGCGAAAUCAAAUCAUGAAAAAUGAAUAUAAGAGUAUUACGGUGACAAAGAUGAUAUUAUAUCAGAGUUUAAUAUAAAUGACUGUAUAUAA